GCAACUUCAAUCACCCCGAGCCCACCAGCGGCCAACCCCAUCAAGCAAACCAGCCAUUCAGUAAUUUCGGUCAUGACGUCAUCUUCAUCUCCAGCGGUCAUACUGGUCACCGGUGGUAGUGGUUUAGUUGGCUCUGCUCUGAAACAUGUUAUCGAUACUGAGCCGAUUGGAUCGCGGUUUGGGAGAAGAACGAAGGAGGAGAAGUGGGUUUUCUUAUCCGGAUCCAAGGAUGGAGAUUUGAGAGAACUCGAUCAAACCCUCAAAGUUUUCGAAAAAUACAAGCCGACGCACGUCAUACAUCUAGCGGCUCUCGUCGGUGGCCUAUUCGCUAAUAUGAAGCAUAAUGCUACCUUCUUGCGUGAUAAUAUGAAGAUUAACGAGAACGUCUUGUGGUCUUCCAAAGUACAUAACUGUCAAAAAGUGAUUUCAUGUUUGUCAACAUGCGUUUUCCCAGAUAAAGUGACUUAUCCGAUCGAUGAAAGCAUGGUGCAUGAUGGGCCACCUCACUUGAGCAAUUUCGGCUAUGCGCAUGCCAAACGGAUGGUCGAUGUUCAGAAUCACGCUUAUCAUUCUGAGUUUGGUUGUAACUUUACCAGCGCAAUUCCAACAAAUAUAUUUGGUCCACACGAUAAUUACGACUUGGAGAAUUCUCACGUGAUCCCGGGAUUAGUACAUAAAUGUAUUUUAGCCAAAAAAAAUAAAACUCCAUUUGUUGUAGCCGGCAGUGGAAAGCCACUUCGACAAUUUGUAUAUUCGUCUGAUUUAGCUAAAUUGUUUGUUUGGCAACUUUGGGAAUACGAGGAGAUUGCGCCGAUCAUCCUCUCCGUCGGAGAAGAAGACGAAGUGUCAAUAAAGCAGGUUGCGGAUGCCAUUGUCAAAGCAGUGGAAUUUGAAGGAGACUAUUCGUUCGAUACAACGAAAGCAGAUGGCCAAUAUAAGAAAACCGCAAGCAAUUCAAAACUGAAGCGAUUAUUGCCCGAUUUCAAGUUCACACCUUUUGAAACUGCUCUCGAAGAAUCAGUAAAGUGGUUUGUUGAAAAUUACGAAUCUGCUCGAACUGGCCCAAAACAUUCGCAAAACCCAUGAGUAGUAACAGCCUCUUAUCCCAAUUUUCCACUCCAUCCUUUAUAUACUUCGAAUCGAUCUAGCUUUUCAUCUCUUUUCAUUUAGUUAUUCAUUCCACUUUUGCAUGUUUUUGCUGUCUAUUUUAUUAGCGUUUAGAAUUUGUGGACAUGUAUAUGUGAAUGAAACAGACCACAGCUCAAAUGUAAGUUUUUUUUUGAUUCAGAAUAUACUCGGUUACAGCUAUGUACUAAAACAAAUGAUAAUAAAAUAAGUAUCAAGUAGAUAGAUUCAAGAAAAUAAAUUGAGAUCAAGUAGGA
This is a messenger RNA of Puccinia graminis f. sp. tritici CRL 75-36-700-3, 1382 nucleotides long. RefSeq names its product GDP-L-fucose synthase. The record is from RefSeq and is a predicted model, not a curated record. The transcript is spliced from 9 exons. Gene Ontology annotation, molecular function: GDP-L-fucose synthase activity. NCBI's taxonomy places the organism in Eukaryota, Fungi, Basidiomycota, Pucciniomycetes, Pucciniales, Pucciniaceae. Gene Ontology annotation, biological process: nucleotide-sugar biosynthetic process. The coding region runs from base 73 to 1086 and encodes 337 amino acids.